Molecule: messenger RNA, 1236 nt
Organism: Agrilus planipennis (emerald ash borer)
Lineage: Eukaryota; Metazoa; Arthropoda; Insecta; Coleoptera; Buprestidae
Product: methylmalonic aciduria and homocystinuria type D homolog, mitochondrial
Exons: 5
Coding region: 314-1096 (260 amino acids)
Biological process (GO): cobalamin metabolic process
Cellular component (GO): mitochondrion
Source: RefSeq, a predicted model, not a curated record
AAAAAAUUCAAAAUUAUUGUAUUAUUUUCUAAUUAUUUUACAUGUAUUACACAUAUGUUACAUAAACUAUCUAUUUUCAUUCUUUUAUUCUGUGAAAGAUACUUGUAAUGGUGAAAUAAUUCUUCAUUAGCCAAUGAGUUGUAAAUUGUGUUAAACAAAGGUAUUGGCGUUACAGAUUAAAUAAAAUAAAAAAAUGCAAAAAAACAAUUGCAUGAAGAUUUAGGUAGUUGGAAUCUCGUUAGAAUUGAAUUGAAGAUCAUGUUUUGGUUUUGAUGUUUAUCCUUUUUAGAAACCUCAUAAAUGUCAAAUUGAAAUGUCUAGCCUAAGAUUUCAUUAUUUAUUUAAAGAUUGUACGAAAACCAAAUUAUUUAAUGUUCCUGCGUUGGUAAGAAAUCUUUCGAGGCGAAGUAAUAAUCAUGAAGGAUCUUUUAAACCCGUAAAAUCACGAAAAGUCGAAAAAGCUGAAGGACACUUAGUCUGGCGAGAUCCAAAUUUUGAGAUCCUCGCUUCCCCAAAUGGAUUUCCAUUCUUUUUACCUGGAAACAUUGGUCUUGCGUGGUAUGAUAAAUACACCACCGUGCAGUCUGAGGUGCUCUUUUCAAUGGAAGAAGUAAAUAAGGAAGAAGCAAAUGGUAACAUAGUAUGUGAAGUGCAUAAAUGCCCUACAGUACUUCGGAAAACCGUGUGUGAUUUAUUUCCUUUUAAGAACUUAGAACAGUGUGAAUUGUCAGUAGUGACAUUAACUCUUAAACCAGAUUUGAAGGCACUUCGACAGAAUGCAGAUUUGGAAACUGAAAAAAUGGCUCAAAUUUUUGUGCUGACUGCAAAAAAUAUAUGUAAUAAGUUAAAAACGGCAGGUUACUGGGCAGAUUUCAUAAAUCCUUUUUCUGGAAGACCUUACUUGUUCCCUCAGUCAGUAGAUGGAUUGUAUCAAACUGAUCCAAAAUUUAGGUGUUUAGAUUUUCAAAUAUUUGAAAUAAGCGAAUGCAAAGUGGUGUCUAAUGAACCUGAUAAAACCAAGAAAAAGUUUAUAGGAAGUUUGUUUAGCAAUGCACCUGUGGAUAAGAAACGUCUCAACAGCAUUUUUAUUGCCUGAUAUCUACAUUCAAACUGUAAAUAUCUACACUUUUAUUGUGUUCUGUGACCAGAAGAAAUUAAAGGAUUUGUCGUUAUUAUUUUUAAUUGCAUAUUUACAUUUAGAAAAAGAAUUUUUAAAGUUUCAGUAGUAACAGUAAA